Hypomesus transpacificus is the source of this 9589-nucleotide messenger RNA. Its product is annotated as plexin-B1-like. The transcript has 38 exons. NCBI's taxonomy places the organism in Eukaryota, Metazoa, Chordata, Actinopteri, Osmeriformes, Osmeridae. The record is from RefSeq and is a predicted model, not a curated record. Gene Ontology annotation, molecular function: protein binding; semaphorin receptor activity. The coding region runs from base 377 to 7141 and encodes 2254 amino acids. Gene Ontology annotation, biological process: regulation of GTPase activity; axon extension; negative regulation of cell adhesion. Gene Ontology annotation, cellular component: semaphorin receptor complex.
UCAUUUGUGUAGGCAGGGAAUUCACGGACACACACGGACACUCCAACACAAACAAACAGAGAGGGUAGCGUUGGGGAAGCAAACAGAAUUAAACCGUUACUGUUUUCAAAAAUUUGGUCUUAAAACUCCCUGCGGGGUUGAGUUUGUCAAGAGAACUUGCGGAUUAGGAGAAGAUAACGGUCCGGUUUGCGGCGGAGGGAGAGGCACGCAGGCGCUUUCUUUCUAUGGUGGGAGAGCGUGGAGGAGUUCGUUUAUAGCUUAACAGAAUCGAGGAACCCAAAAGCAACUGCGAUUCUUGUCAGUAAGGAGGAGAGAUGGGGUCCGUGUCCAGGUGAUCCAGGCUUCUCCAGAUCAGAACCCUCCAUGAUCAUUGACCAUGCCACACCUGCAGGGGGCGCCACACAGGUCUACGUCCUCCCUCCCCUCCCUCCUCUUCCUCCUCCCCCUCCUCUCCUCCCCCGACAGCCUGGAUGCCCGUUCCUACCCCCUCUUCUCCCGUAACGACACUGAGUUCCAACACCUGGUGCUCCACUCGGACCCCAGGGUGGCCCGCGUCUACGUGGGGGCUCGGGACCACCUCUUCCAGCUGGGGGCCGUCGGGGGGCCGGGGGGCACCCUCCGUCUGGAGCAGGAGGAGACCACGGGCCCCGUCAGCGACAGCAAGGACUGCCUACCCCCCGUGACCCCGGACAACUGUCCACAGGGGCGCCGCACCAGCAACCACAACAAGCUGCUCCUGGUGGACGCAGGUGCAGGUGAGCUGAUCACCUGUGGCAGUGUCCUGCAGGGAACCUGUCAGAAACGCAGCCUGAGCAACAUCAGCCAGGUGCUCUACUCCGCCCACCGCCCCGUCGACACACAGUACGUGGCUGCUAACGACCCAGACGUCUCCACGGUGGGGCUGGUGGUGCAGAGGGUCGAGGGGGCGGUGCUGUACGUGGGGCGUGGCUACACCAGCGGGCACCCGCCCAUCUCCACACGCCACCUGGCAACCGCGCCCGUGUUCUCUUAUGAGGAGACUGCCAAGCUGGGCGUGGCCGGGCGGCUGUCGGAGUACGACCACCAUUUCGUGGCAGCGUUCUCCAGAAGUGGGUUUGUCUACUUCCUGUUCUACCGGCGUGACAUCAAGGCCCUGACGCGCGAGUACCGGACCUUUGCCGCCCGCGUCUGCACGGACGAUUCCUCCUACUACUCCUACGUAGAGGUGCCUCUCGUCUGCCGCUCCUCCUCCACCUCCUCUUCCUCUCCAGGGAGGGUCUACCACCUCCUCCAGGCGGCCCAGGUGGGAGAGGGCUCAGGCGGGGAGGGCCAGGCCAUCCUGGGGGUCUUCUCCUCCAGGCUGAGCCCCCCGGAGGCCUCGGCCCUCUGCCUGUUCCCCCUGGAGGAGCUGGACCGCCGCAUGGACUCCGCCAGGGACCUCUGCUACACGCAGGACGGGAGGGCCGAGGACGGAGGAGAGGGGGCCUACAUCGAGUACGAGGUCAAAUCCAGCUGCGCCAACCUGCCGCAGAACACCCUGAAGGCGUAUCCCUGCGGCUCAGACCACACCCCUAGUCCAAUGGCGAGCCGGGUCCCGCUGGAAGCCGACGCGGUAUUGGUCAGCUCGCCCGCCCGUCUCACGGCUGUGGCAGUCACCGUGAGGGAGGGACACUCCAUCGCCUUCCUGGGAGACGACCAGGGAAACCUCCACAAGGUGUUCCUGGGUCCAGGGGGACAGGUAGAGAGGUACUCCGUCACCUCCGUCCAACCAGACUGUGCUGUCCACCCUGACCUGCUGCUGGACUCCUCUGGAACACACAUCUACAUCAUGACCACACACACUGUGGAGCGUCGCCCCGUGGCGGAGUGUGGAGAACACCUGGACUGUGCGGGCUGUCUGCAGACCCGGGACCCAUACUGUGGAUGGUGCGUCCUGAAGGGCAGGUGUGUCCAGAGGUGGGAGUGUCCGGGGGGGGCCCGGGGGGGCCAGUGGUUGUGGAGUUUUGACCGCCAGCAGAGCUGUCUGAGAGCUCAGUUCCUCAGCAUCAACAACAUCAGCAGAGGAGAGAGAGCUGAGGUGGUGGUGUCGGUCCCAGCCCUACCCAGCCUAUCAGAGGGGGAGUCCUACUCCUGCUUCUACCAGGACACCCAGAGCCCUGCCUUCAUCACCGAAACUGGCGUCACCUGCUCCACCCCCAACGCCAACACCCUGCCUCCCAUUGGUCAAGGUCAGGACUCAGUGACGGUGCUGCUGUCCGUGCGCUUCCUGAACGUGACGCUGGUGUCCGCUGAGUUCACCUUCUACGACUGUGAGCUGGUGCAGGAGCUGUCUGGACGCAGACCGUGCCGGGGCUGCGUGAGCAGCCGCUGGGGCUGUAACUGGUGCAUCCACCAGCACCUGUGCACCCACAAACACACCUGCGACCUGGGCGUCACCGUCAAAAACCAGCAGUACAAACCACCACCACCCUCCCUCCCCACCCCCACCAACACCGCUGCCAGCUCCCCCACAACGUCCAAAACACAAGACUCUUCCCAAUCAAUUGUCCCAACCUCCCCUUCUCCCUCUCCCCCACCCCUACCCCAGGGUGCAUCUGCCCAACCCACCUCUCCUGUCACAACCACCCCAGCACCCCAGCCCACUACCACUGGCCAGGCCAACGCCUCCCCCUGGCCCCCCCUGAUCACUCCCACCUCCAGCGCUCCCCUGGGGGGCACCCCCACCACCCAGCAGGGGGGAGAGGCCUCGGCUGGGGGGGGCAGGGAGAGCAUCUCCAGGGCAACAACAGAGCCAGGGGAGGUGGGGGCAGAGACAGGAGAGGGCCCCGGGACCCACACCCAGACAGAUCCUCAGGACUGGCUUCCGGAGGCCCCGGAAACUACAUUUCCCAGCAGCCCUAGCGGCGUGUCAGACACCGCCACCUCCUCCGGUGGGGUGGCCCUGCUGGGGUUCCCCUUCACUUCCCUGGACCCAAAGACCCCCCACCCCGCCCCCUCGAAGGGGCCGGAGGAAAGGCUGGGAGAAGGGGAGGAGGAGGAGGAGGGAGAAAUUGAGAAGUUGGAUGGAGAGUUGGAGACUGGCACAACAGUGUUGAGUGUCACCAUGCCCACUGAAGACGUUGGUACCAACCAGACCUCACCUUUCCGUGCCCACACACCAGACCCUGCCCCCAACCCUCACCCCAUCUCCAAUCCCAACCCCGACCCUAGUUCCAACCCUGACCCUGACCCUAUCUCCAGUCCCAAUCCUGACCCUGACCCUAGUCCCAACCCUGACCCCAUUUCCAGUCCCAAUCCUGAUCUUAGUCCCAACCCUGACCCCAGCCCUGACCCCAUCUCCAGUCCCAACCCUGACCCUGACCCUAGUCCCAACCCUGGCCCUAGUCCCAACCCUGACCGUGACCCUAGUCCCAAUCCUGACCCCAGCCAUGACUCUGCCCUGUCAGCAGAGUACCAGUCAGACCCAGCGGAGCCAGGCCUCGUGCAGGACUGUCCUUGUGUGGAGGAGAUCCAGGGCUCCUCCUUCCUGCCGGUGAACGUGGAGAGGAAGAUCUCUCUGAUUGGACGACACUUACACCUGUUCCAGGAUGAGGAUCUGGACUAUGAGUGUGUGUUGGGGAUCGAGGGCAGGUCAGUGGUGGUGGAGGCCUUCGUGGAGACAGAUAACAGAGAUCCCUCUCUCUUCAUCAUCACCUGCCACCUGCACAAGUAUUUCUACGCCGAGGCGGUGGAGGAAUACAUGGCUGUGAUCAAUGUGAGGCGGAGGGAUACUUCCCAGAUCGACAGUCCUGAGGACUUGCAGGUGACUCUGUUCAACUGCUCGGUGGGGCGUUGGGACUGCAGCCGGUGUGGCACAGCGGUGCGGGGGUACGGGUGUGUGUGGUGCGGCCAGGCUGCCUCUCCAAGCUGCGUCCACCAGGACUCCUGCCCCCAACAUACCCACACCUGCCCCGCCCCCGCCAUCCACUAUGUGGAGCCAGGGUCGGGUCCAGUGGAGGGGGGCACGAGGAUCACCAUCUCUGGCUCCAACCUGGGCCAGCAGGUCCUGGACAUCCAAGACUCUGUGACAGUAGCUGGGGUGCCGUGCCUGGUCCUGCCCAGCAGAUACGAGGUCUCCUCCAGGAUAGUAUGUGAGACCACUCCCAGCGGGGGAGAGAGGCGUGGCCAGGUGUCUAUCCAGGUGAGGGGCGGCGACAUCGGCCUCUCCACCCAGAGAUUCAGCUUCCAGGACCCAGUCCUGACAGGAUUGACCCCCCAGCGAGGGCCGAGGGCUGGGGGCUCAACGCUGAGCAUCAUGGGACACUGGCUGAGGACCGGACACCCUGGAGAUGUCAGCGUUCUGAUUGGAGGAGUACCCUGUCACAUUGCGUCUGAGGUGCUGGACGGCCGGCUGAGCUGUGUGACGGGGCGCAGCAACAGCACCGGGGAACAGCGUGUGACGGUGCGCUUCGGCCGGGCGCAGCGCCACCUGCAGGCUGCCCUGUAUCACUACACCCCCGACCCCAACAUCACCUCAGCUGCCCCCUCCAAGAGCUUCCUCAGUGGGGGCAGGGUGAUCCAGGUGUCUGGUCAGUACCUUGACGUGGUGCAGGAUCCCAGGAUCAGGGUGACCCUCAGCCCCCCAGGCCCCCCCCUCAGCCCCCCGCCCCCCCCCCUGCCCCCCCGAAGGAGGAGGAGGAGCGUACCUGAGCCAGCCUGUCCUGAAGACACACUCUGCCAUGUCCAACAGUAUGUGUCCAGCUGUGCGGUCCGGAGCUCUUCCCUGAUCCUGUGUCCCACCCCGGCGGUGGGACAGGAAGCUAGGCGCGCACGGGUCCAGGUGGACUUCCUGUUGGACAGCCUCCAUUUUGCCUUUGGCUCGGUGAGCAGCGAGGCGUUCAGCUAUGAGCCCAACCCAGUCCUGUACCCCCUGAACCAGCAGGACCCCAGCCGGCCCUACCACCACAAGCCUGGCAGUGUCAUCUCUGUGGAGGGAGAGAACCUGGACCUGGCCAUCCACAAGGAGGAGCUGCUGGCUCUGAUUGGAGGGGGCGUGUGCUCCGUGAAGACUCUCACCCACAACCACCUGUACUGUGAGCCUCCGGCCCAGCAGCCCUCAGUGCUGCCCACCAGGAAACAGGAAGUGAUGGACGCUCUGCCAGAGUUCACUGUUCAGAUGGGAAACCUGAACUUCUCUCUGGGGCGCGUUCAAUACGACUCCCUGGGCCGCUCCAUGUUCCCCCUGGAGGCCCAGGUGGGGCUGGGGGUGGGCGCCUCUGUACUGGCCCUGCUCGUCCUCAUCAUCCUGCUCAUAUACAGAAGGAAGAGUAAGCAGGCUAUGAGAGACUAUAAGAAGGUUCAGAUCCAGCUGGAGAACCUGGAGACCAGUGUGAGAGACCGCUGCAAGAAGGAGUUCACAGACCUGAUGACAGAGAUGAUGGACGUGUCCAGUGACCUGGGGGGCUCAGGCAUCCCCUUCCUGGACUACGGGACGUACGCCGAGCGCAUCUUCUUCCCGGGCCACCGGGAGUCCCCGCUCAGGAGGGAGCUGGACGUGCCUGAGGCCCGCAGACACACGGUGGAGCAGGGCCUGGUGCAGCUGUCCAACCUGCUUAACAGCAAGCUGUUCCUCACCACGUUCAUCCACACUCUGGAGGUGCAGCGGACUUUUUCCCCGCGCGACCGUGCCUACCUGGCCUCCCUCCUCACGGUGGCGCUGCAUGGUAAACUGGAGUACUUCACCGACAUCCUGAAGACGCUGCUCAACGACCUGGUGGAGCAGUACGUGGCCAAGAACCCCAAACUGAUGCUGCGCAGGACUGAGUCUGUGGUGGAGAAGCUCCUGACCAACUGGAUGUCCAUCUGUCUGUUCACCUUCCUCAGGGACUCUGCGGGUGAGGCCUUCUACAUGCUGUUCAGGGCCAUCCGGCACCAGGUGGACAAGGGUCCCGUUGACGCGGUUACGGGGAAGGCCAAGUACACCCUCAACGACAACCGGCUGCUCCGGGAGGACGUGGAGUACCGCACGCUGACCCUGAAUGUGCUGAUGCCUGCGGCUAGCGGUGGCCCGGUUACCACGGUACCGGCCAAGGUUCUGGACUGUGACACCAUCACCCAGGUGAAGGAGAAGGUUCUGGAGCAGGCCUGGAAGGGAACAUCCUUCUCCCAGAGACCCCACACCGACGCUCUGCACCUGGAAUGGCGCGCGGGCGUGGCAGGUCACCUGAUCCUCUCGGACGAGGAUCUGACGUCGGUGGUGCAGGGAUCCUGGAAACGCCUCAACACCCUGCAGCACUACAAGGUUCCUGAUGGAGCCACUGUGACUUUGGUAACCAGGAACACCAAACACCUGCACCAUGACUGCCACGACUACUCACCUGGAGAGAAGACCCCCAUGCUGGACGAUGGCGAGGAGGGCGGAGUCAGGCUGUGGCACCUGGUGAAGGCCAGCGAGGAGGCGGAGCUUCCAAAGCAGCGUGGAGGGAGCAUGAGGGAGAGGGGCGGGGCCAAAGCCAUCCCUGAGAUCUACCUCACCAGGCUGCUGUCCAUGAAGGGAACCCUCCAGAAGUUUGUGGAUGACCUGUUCACGGUGAUCCACAGCACCAGCCGGCCGGUUCCCCUGGCUCUUAAGUACUACUUUGAUCUGCUGGACGAGCAGGCCCUGCUGCACAACAUCUCUGACCCCGACACCAUCCACAUCUGGAAGACCAACAGUCUACCGCUGCGGUUCUGGAUCAACAUCCUGAAGAACCCUCAGUUCAUCUUUGACGUGCAAGUGAGCGACCACGUGGACGCAGUGCUGUCUGUCAUCGCUCAGACCUUCAUGGACUCCUGCACCCUCGCAGAGCACAAGCUGGGCAGGGAUUCUCCAAUCAACAAGCUGCUGUACGCCCGAGACAUCCCUCGCUACAAGCAGAUGGUGGAAAGGUACUAUGCUGAUAUCCGCCAGACCAUCUCAGCCAGCGACCAGGAGAUGAACUCUGCACUCGCUGAGCUGUCUCGGAACUAUUCUGGAGAGGUGAACUUCAUGGUGGCCCUGCAUGAGCUGUACAAGUACAUCAACAAAUACUACGACCAGAUCAUCACAGCUCUGGAGGAAGACCCCACAGCCCAGAAGAUGCAGCUGGGCUGCCGUCUCCAGCAGAUCGCCGCCGCCGUGGAGAACAAAGUCACCGACCUCUGACCUCUGAGUGGGUGGGGCCAGGCCAGGCCAGGGCCUGACAGAAAGACAGGAAGUGGAAGAGAAAUCCAUAAAAGAAAGGAGCAGAACGGGAAGAGAGGAAUGCUAGCUAUGCCUAAUGUCAUGUCCCUAGUCUUUGUCAGGAAACAGAGUAUCAAAUGCCAAAUGUCCGUCUAUCCACUGACCUUUAACCCCUGACCUUUACCUUCCUGACCUUUACCCCCUGAAGCCUCUUAUUGGCUGACAAGUCUCUGUUCCAGGAAGUGGAGGGCAUGGCAGCUAGGGAUUGUACAGACAUAGCGGACCCCUGAAGAGGACUAGGUGAUGUUUUACAGGUGCAGAUGUUACGAUGCAAUCGUUGUUCCAUUACUAAUGCCUUUUGUUGUCUACAAAUGUUUGCUCAAGUCUUAGUUUUACCAGAGCUGUGUGGGUUACCAGUACGUUGUCCCUUGCAGCCAGAUGAAGUGAGUUUGAAGGUACGAAGGCAGUUGGAAAGUCAUUCCUCAUGGCCAGUUACCUCAGAUAAUAAGGACAAGUCACACGUUUCUGUCAAAGGAACCACACGAUGACCCGACAAGUCUGCCUGCAUCUAGAUUGACCCGUCCUGAAACUGAGAUGAUCUAGAACCACGGCACCCUAAAUUCUAACAACAACAAUGGGUUUGUGCCCCUGACAAUCCCUUGGUUCCCCUGACAAUCCCUUGGUUCCCCUAACAAUCCCUUGGUUCCCCUGACAAUCCCUUGGUUCCCCUGACAAAGCCUUGGUCCGCAGUGACAGAUUCAUCAGUUGUGACUGAGACUUGUAUGUUUUUAUGGUUACGUUGUGAGCGGACGUGAAUGUUUCUAUGGUUACGUUGUGAGAGGACGUGUGUGUUCCUAUGGUUAUGCCAGUGAAGGGACGUGUGUUUCAAUGGUUAUGCCAGUGAAGGGAUGUGUGUUUCUAUGGUUACGCCAGUGAAGCGAUGUGUGUGUUUCCAUGGUUACGCCAGUGAAGGGAUGUGUGUGUUUACAUGGUUACGCCAGUGAAGGGAUGUGUGUUUCCAUGGUUACGCCAGUGAAGGGAUGUUAUCUUAAGAGAGUUUUAGAUUGUUUCCACGGCUCGUUACCACUGAUCAAAGAAAGCACUUCCUCUUAGUUCUCUUUUUGUUUUAAUAUAUGUAUUUUAUGUUGUCUUUAAUUUUAUUUAUUUAUUUAUUGUUUGCUGGGUGGUGAUCUCUUUUCAAAGACCAAAAUAUCAAUUUAAAGAAUGUCCACAUUUUGAAAAAUCUGUUAUCGCUUCAAAGUAACAAAUAACCUUUCAGUUGAAUGGGUUUUGAUUACAUUCAAUAUAAUUAAAAAAUGAUGCUAACCCUAGUCCAGUUUACUGUAACCCUAACCCUAGUCCAGAUUACACUCUAAUCCUAAUUUUAGUUCAGAUUACAGUCUAAUCCUAACCCUAACCCAGAUUACACUGUAAAUCCAACCCUAGUCCAGAUUAUAUGUUAAUCCUAGCCCUAGUCCAAAUUACACUCCAGUCUUAACCCGUCACCCUUCUAGUAACUAGUGAUGUGAUAACAGGCCUUCAUGAUGCGCUGCAGCAGAAGCAGCAGGGGCGAGAACAGUGUUUCCCUCUUCCACAACACUGAUUUCAUCACUGCCCAUUUUGAUUAAAUGGUUAUAGAUUGAGUUCCUUACAUGUGGUAAACAAUUUGGUUUAAAUUUGAAUUAUUCCUAAAAGUUCAAUGGAAAUGUAUCAGGAAUGUGUUGUUUUGGGUCUGAAGAGGGGAUGAAGAAGUGUUUGUUUGGCGUACAGCAGAGGGGUCAGCGGUCAGGGGUCAGGGGUCAGGCCUACCCUCACGCUAAGCCCAACACGUCAACAAUCACUUUCACUUCCUGUGUGCAUCAACUCUUAAUACUAACACAUUUUACCAUAGCUGUUUAUACAAGUUACAAGGGAAUAUCUGUGUUUAGUAAUGUCCUGUAGUCAGACAAAUAAAACACUGCUGUUUGCCGUAAUAAUGACUGGGCAAAACCUCUUUGGACAGUUCUAAGAAGAUACAGGAGAGGUUAUCAGUAUUGGACAUCAUGGUAACAGAAAAUCAUCCUGCUAUUUGCUGGUAUUUAAGAGGUGGAGAGGGAGUGAAGGAUGAUGUGAAGGAUGAGGAUUUAUAACUGUAGUGGAAAGUGAAAGCAGCAUCUACAUGGGAUCAACAGAUUAACUAUACAGAGGAGUAGUUCCCGAUCAACAGAUGAACUAUACAGAGGAGUAGUUCCCCAGUCCAGGAGCUGUGUGCCCUGCUGGAACACACUCUACCAUCAGCUAACUCAACAAACUUCAACCAAACUAACCACAGCCUAAUGUGAUGCAAUAAAACACAAUGAGAAAAGAAUACCUCGGGGAAGUGUUGUUUACAUUGAGUAGUAAGUGAUUGUAACAUGUAAAUGAAAUACAAGACAGUAUAUAUUUGAACUU